Messenger RNA from Xyrauchen texanus (razorback sucker), 1775 nucleotides. RefSeq names its product retinol dehydrogenase 12-like. The record is from RefSeq and is a predicted model, not a curated record. Lineage: Eukaryota; Metazoa; Chordata; Actinopteri; Cypriniformes; Catostomidae. Bases 369 to 1262 code for a protein of 297 amino acids. The transcript is spliced from 7 exons.
GGACGUAGGUGGCUAUAAUUUGCACAUUUUGGAAUCGGUUCUAAAUGGCUGACGUAAUUGGAUUGUGUGGUGUGUUGACGUCUAGCAGAAUGCCCUGCAUUGCAAAAUAAACUGUUAAUAACUUAAUUGAAGUUCAAGAGAAAAGAGUGUGGGUCUACAUUCUGUCCACCAAGUCAUGCAAGCUGCGGCUGCACGAUAGCGUCACAUUCUUAACAUUAACCUCAGACGUGUUUCAUUGGCCAGAAGACAAUGCUCUGGAGGGGAGGGGCUUGGAUCCGGACUGCCUAGUAAUAUGUCAUUCAUAAAAUGACAGAACGCUAGAGAAGAGCACCACUGUUUUCAAGGGGAAACUUGCCAAUAGUGGAACAAUGCACUCAGUAAGAAAUUUCUUCUGUGGUCAGUGGAGUUCCUCUGUAAGACUUGAUGAUAAAACAGUCAUAAUAACAGGAGCGAAUACGGGCAUAGGCAAAGAGACUGCUAGGGAUCUUGCAAAAAGAGGGGCUCGAGUCAUCAUGGCCUGUCGAGACUUGGAAAAGGCAGAGGAAGCCAGAAAAGAACUAAUGGAGGAUUCUGGAAACCAAAACAUUGUGAUCAAUAAACUUGAUUUAUCAGAUACCAAAUCAAUAAGGGCAUUUGCAGAACUCAUUAACAAAGAAAAGAAAGUCAACAUUCUAAUCAAUAAUGCUGGCAUCAUGAUGUGUCCAUUCUCAAAAACCGCUGAUGGCUUUGAGAUGCAAUUUGGUGUCAACCAUUUAGGACAUUUUCUUCUCACCUACCUACUACUGGACAUCCUAAAGAAAUCCGCCCCUGCUAGGAUCAUCAACGUGGCUUCUGUUGCCCAUACAUGGGGCAGCAUUUGUUUGGAUGACAUAAACAGCGAGAAAAGCUACUCUCCCCGGAGGGCUUACGGUCAGAGCAAACUAGCGAACAUCCUCUGCACACAUUCGUUGGCCAAAAGACUGCAGGGCACAGGUGUGACUGUGUACUCCCUCCAUCCUGGCGUGGUGCAGUCAGAGUUGUUUAGGAAUCUCAGCAAGCCUGUGCAGAUAGCAGUCAAGGUCUUCCGCCCCUUCACCAAGACCACCGUGCAGGGGGCCCAGACCACCAUCUACUGUGCUGUGGAGUCAGAGCUGGACAAGGAAAGCGGAGGAUAUUAUAGUGACUGUGCCACAGCGAGGUGUUCGAGAGAAGCUUCAGAUGAUGAAAUGGCUCAGAAACUCUGGGAACUCAGCUGUCAGAUGCUUGGCAUCACAUGGGAUUGAAAUGCAUAUAGAAAACAUCUCCCAUCAGUCGUAGUUAUGAGAAGAGUGGAAUGAAACUUUUGUACUAAUGUCAUAGACUAGAUAAUGUAAACUGUAGGAUUCAUACAAGCACAAUGUUUUAUAUUGUAUAUUACAUACUUUUAUAAUGCCCCCACCCCCAAUGGCUGAAUUUGCGUAUGCUGUAAUCAUUUCAAUAGAAAUAUUGAAAUGUGAUGAAUUAAAAUGUAUUCUGGUCUGGCAAAACCUUUUCUUGUGCAUUUGCAUUCAGUUUAUUUUGUCCCAAAAGCUGACGUCAUAUCCACCAGGGGUAUCACUAGGGCAAUAUAGCAAAUCUAAGGCAAAGCCCAAAAUGUUUUUUGAUCGGAACUACACAAACUGUAUUCUCUCAUUUACACACCCUUAUUCCACCCCAGACAUGAAAGAAUUAAUUUUUUCGGCAGAACACAAACAAAGGUUUUUAGAAGAAUAUUUCAGCACUGCAGGUCCAUACAAUGCAAGUGAAUUGUGGCUAGA